AUGGCGUUCCUCGCCUGCGUGCUGCUACUCGCCGCUCUCCUCUCCCCCGCCACCGUGAUCACCGGCGCCGCCACUACCACGGCUCUGGAUGGCGCUCAUAGCAGCAGUGUGGUGACUAAGCGCCUGUCGCGGCGUGCUUUGACAGAUGCCACAUUCGUCGCAGAAUUUCGUCGUCCGUCCGUCGCUCGUCGCCUGAGCGCCGAGGUGGCGCAGCCAGCCGCAGCGAGCCCGCCGGGCGAUGUGAAGCUCGCACCCUCGCAAUUGUCGGCGCUGGUGGCGCUGACGGGGUGGGAAGCGGCGGAGAUGUGCUCCCAGUGGAUGGGCGUCAUAUGUGACGGCAGAGGCAUGGUCACCGACAUGAACCUGGGCGGCCAGGGCCUCGCGGGCCCCAUCCCCAUGGACGCAUUUUGCAACCUCACCGCUCUCCAGGAACUUGAACUCUCCUUCAGCCCUUUGACCGGCAGCCUGGAGUUUCUUGACUGCCUGCCCGCCUUGCAAUACCUUGAUCUGCACGCCACUGAGCUGACUGGGGAGAUCCCCGUCUCCCUCGGCAAAGCCACCGCCCUCUCAUACCUCGAUCUCUCCUUCAACGGUUUGACCGGCAGCCUGGAGUUUCUUGACUGCCUGCCCGCCUUGCAAUCCCUGUACGCCCCCGUUCUUCUGCACUUCACUUCUCCUUGUGUACUGGAUCCCCUUUUGAAAACUCUCAAGAUUGCGCGGCUGUUCAUUCCAUUCCUCCCUCAUAUGCCCGACGCUCAAUCGCUUUUGUAUUAUCCCCUCAUACCCUUGGUCUCACGCAAGCGCACUCAACUCCCCAUCUGUCCUCCCCACCACACCACACACGGCAGCGAUCUGCUCGGCACUGCGCUGACUGGGGAGAUCCCCGCCUCCCUCGGUAAAGCCACUGCCCUUACAUAUCUCUCCCUCGGACACAUCGACCUCGCUGCAGGAGAGCUCCCUGCCUCUCUCUCCGCCCUCACCAAUCUCGCCCACCUGUACGUAACGGCCAGAGUCAGGAGGCGCAACUCUCACAUUCCUUUAGGCUCUAGCAAUCCUCUCACGUCACUCUCACGUUGUCGACCCCUCGUUGCACUAUUGCACUGCACCACCCACCCUCCAUGCUCUCUGCACAUCCCCCACCGUCCUAUUUCCACACCACCCACUAUGUUCUCUCCUCAUCAACCACCUUGCUCUCUCCCCACCACUCGCCUUACUCUCCCUCCUCUCCCCAGGGAUGUGACAGCACCCGACAGCCUCACCACCUUGUUCUCCCCCGCGCGCUCCUCGCCGUUUCCAGCCGACUGGACAGCUCUCACCAGCCUCAACACCCUGAGGGCAGCGGGCAACGGCUUCUCAGGCUCCCUCCCCACCACCAUCUCCACCCUCACCGCCCUCUCAGAGCUGGAUCUCUCCCAGAACGCCCUGGUUGGCUCGCUGCCUGUGUUGCCCUCAUCUCUGGUUAGCCUCUCGCUGAGCCACAACGCCCUGGAGGGCCCCUUCUCCGCCUCUCCUGCUGCCCCGCACCUCCUGGAGGUCAUGAAACUGAGCCACAAUCGUUUCACAUGGCCCACUCCAGCAUCAUUCUCAGGCCUUGCUGCCCUUGCCAUUCUGGAUGUGAGCUACAACGAUCUGUCAGGGCCCAUCCCACCAUCCUUGGCAAACCUUCCUGCGCUCGUCAAUGUGGACAUCAGCCAGAACGCUCUCUCGGGCGGCCUGGACGUGCUUGCACGCAUGACCAACAUCUCCACCCUCAACAUCGGGUCGUGCAACUUGUCAGGCGCCUUCCCUGCUCCCCUUGCACAGCUCGCCCUCGCCGAACUAGACAUAUCCAACAACAGCUUCACAGGGCCCUUCCCCUCCGCCAUUCUUUCCGCACCGCAGUACAGAAAGCUCAAUCUAUCAGCCAACAACUUCUCUGGACCACUGCCCGCACAACUCACAACGCUCACAACACUCAACAGCUUUGACAUCUCUCACAAUCAGUUCACUGGAGUGGUGCCCCCUGCCGUCUUCACCCUGCCUUCGCUAACAGCCCU
Closterium sp. NIES-65 is the source of this 2036-nucleotide messenger RNA. NCBI's taxonomy places the organism in Eukaryota, Viridiplantae, Streptophyta, Zygnematophyceae, Desmidiales, Closteriaceae. The record is from the annotation of a GenBank genome assembly.